Prorocentrum cordatum is the source of this 1119-nucleotide messenger RNA. NCBI's taxonomy places the organism in Eukaryota, Dinophyceae, Prorocentrales, Prorocentraceae. The record is from the annotation of a GenBank genome assembly.
AUGGCGCGUUCUGGUGUCGCUGCCCUCAUCGCCGCCUUCGCCGCCGGCUUGUUGGCCUGCCAGUUCUGUAACGCCUUCGUGGUGGCGCCGCUCGGCGAACGUGGAUCCCAUGGUCACCCUAAUGCAGUUCUGGAUUCAACUGGUCCGUCUGGAUUGGCGCCUGCCUCCCAGUCGUCGUCGCCUGCUGGAGUCGGCCUGACUCUGAUCGGCGCGUCCGCGGCCCUGGCCCUGUUUGCCCGGGGUGCUCUGUCUAUCGGUGGCAGCAAGGUGACCCCGCAGGGCUCUGCACAACACAAGGUAGUGAUGGCGGCCUUCGAGAGCGAGCUGGGUUUCGCGGACAUCCCGAACGGGCUCGGUGCGAUCUCCAAGGUUCCCGCGGCGGGCUGGGCGCAGAUCGUCGCGUACGGCGCGUUCUGCGAGCUGUCCCAGGACCAGUCCGCAGGCACCGCUGCCGCCGCGGGUGACUUCGGCUUCAAGGUGUUGACGUCCAGUGACGCCGCGGAGAAGCAGAAGAAGUUGGCGGCGGAGAUCGCCAACGGUCGUCUGGCCAUGAUGGCGAUCAUCGGAAUGUUCUUCCAGGACGGUUUGACUGGCUCGGCUUGGGGCGAUUGGGCGCUCUACACCGGAUCCCCGCUGCGCGCGUUCGAGAGCGAGCUUGGCGUUCAGGACCCGGUGGGCUUCUGGGACCCGGCUGGGUUCACGGCGGAUGGUAGCACGGAGAAUUUCGCCAGGAGGCGCCAGACCGAGCUGAAGCACGGCCGCGUGAGCAUGCUGGCGACCAUGGGCUACAUCACCCCAGAGAUUACCGGCAAGCUGCCAGGGUACUUGUCGCCGUCCGCGGGCCUGAAGUUCGCGGACAUCCCGAACGGGCUCGGUGCGAUCUCCAAGGUUCCCGCGGCGGGCUGGGCGCAGAUCGUGGCGUACGGCGCGUUCUGCGAGCUGUCCCAGGACCAGUCCGCUGGCACCGCUGCCGCGGCGGGUGACUUCGGGUUCAAGGUGCUGACGUCCAGCGACGCCGGGGAGAAGCAGAAGAAGUUGGCAGCUGAGAUCGCCAACGGUCGUCUGGCCAUGAUGGCGAUCAUCGGCAUGUUCUUCCACUCCGAGGACAGUUCCCCCUGA